UCAGUCUCACACAAUGAAGAAUAUAGCAUUGAUUUUCAACGGCAAUCUCAAGUACAGCAAUACACCCAAGGAAAAGACUGCAAAAUAAUAUUAAGAAACUUCAGUGCUGCAAUGGACUUCCGUGGUGAAAUUGAUAGUGACUUCCUCAAUACCAUCAGCAUUUUCUGGCUCAGGGCACAUCCACCGACUGCCAAAGAACAUUUCACAAUGGGAUUGGCCUAUAUUUUUAUGAUGGUUCUCGGUGUUACUGGAAAUUCCUUAGUGAUUUACAUGUUCUCUCGAUGUCGCACACUGAGAACUCCUGCAAAUGCUUUGGUAAUUAAUCUGGCGGUCAGUGAUUUAGGGAUGAUGAUGAAAAUUCCAGUGGUGAUUUACAAUAGUUUCCAUCAUGGGCCAGCACUUGGAUCACUCGCUUGCCGCUUUUAUGGAUUCAUCGGUGGUUUAACGGGUACGGUGUCCAUUGCAACAUUAACAGCAAUUGCCAUUGAACGCUACCACGUGAUUGUCUAUCCUCUGAAUGGUCAGAGAUCUUCUAGCCAUUUACGUCAAGUCGUAGCUUUUGUGUGGCUCUAUUCAUUCUUUUUCUCCGGAAUACCCUUCCUCGAUAUCGGCCUAGGACGAUACGUUCCCGAAGGAUAUUUAACCUGCUGCACCUUCGACUACAUGUCCGCAUCAGUAGAAGCUACAAUAUUCCUCAUGAUCUACUUCAUCUGUGCAUGGUGUCUUCCUUUCUUAACCAUUGCAUUCUGCUACAUGCAAAUCAUGAGAGCUGUUGCCUUCACAAAUCGCCUCCAGUGCACAAAGGUUCGCAAUAAAACCGAACUGAAGCUAUCAGCUGUGGUAUUUGGGAUUAUUGCACUGUGGUUCCUUGCUUGGACCCCAUAUGCUGUGGUGGCACUCAUGGGAAUCUCAAAAUAUCGCUCCUACAUCACGCCCUUUGCAUCCAUGAUGCCGGCAUUUUUUUGCAAGAGUGCUGCAUGCCUCAAUCCCUAUGUGUACGCACUAACGCACACGAAAUUUCGCAAAGAAAUCCACAAGAUGCUACAGAGUUGUGGUAGAAAGAAAGAUCUUCAGUAUGUUGUGUCAUUUUCACGUAUUGCAACCAAGCAUGUUGUGAAGGAACUCACAAUUUCCGAAGGAAGCAAAGGAGAAAAAUCUCCCUAAAAAUAAUUGAAUAAGUGACAUUAAGUGUUUGUCUUCAAAAUGGAGAUUUAUUCUCCGGUGGAUUUUUAACAAUCUCGUGGUGUUGUGUAAUCUAUGUGCAGAUUUAGUGUAUUAUAAUGUGCAUAUGAUUCGUUUAGUGUUUUAUAUUGUAGAACAAAAAGGAUGUACAAAAAGGAGAAAUUAAAUUUCAUCAUCAUGGAUAAAGCGCGGUGAUGAAAAGUAAGAAAAUUUAUUAUAAUAACCACUUACAGCAUAAUUAAUACCUACACAAAAUG
This is a messenger RNA of Lutzomyia longipalpis, 1439 nucleotides long. RefSeq names its product opsin, ultraviolet-sensitive. The record is from RefSeq and is a predicted model, not a curated record. The transcript has 5 exons. NCBI's taxonomy places the organism in Eukaryota, Metazoa, Arthropoda, Insecta, Diptera, Psychodidae. The coding region runs from base 112 to 1164 and encodes 350 amino acids. Gene Ontology annotation, cellular component: membrane. Gene Ontology annotation, molecular function: G protein-coupled receptor activity. Gene Ontology annotation, biological process: G protein-coupled receptor signaling pathway; visual perception.